AUGGAGAGGGGGCUACGUCAAGGAGACCCUUUAUCGCCGUGUUUGUUUGUACUGGUGGUGGAUGUGAUGAACAGGAUGAUUAGGGAGGCGGUUAGGAACAGUCAGAUAUCUCUUCUGUUAGUCGGUAGGGAUAAAAUAGAGCUAUCACACCUACAAUUUGCUGAUGAUACUAUUUUAUUCUAUCCGCAAGAGGAGGAAACUGUCAGGAACUAUAAUAGGCUUUUGAGGUGUUUUGAAAUGAUGUUUAGCUUGAGCAUAAACUUCGAGAAGUCUAACUUGAUACCAGUUAACUGCAUCCAGGAAUGGGUCAGCCGAAUGUGUCAGCUUCUAGGCUGCCAGGAGGCAACGUUGCCGGUGCGGUGCCUUGGUAUUAGCCUAGGAGCGAAUCCGAGGUUGGUAAAAACUUGGAAGCCGGUGAUUGAUAAGGUGGAAGAGAAACUCAGCUUGUGA
Messenger RNA from Arachis duranensis, 450 nucleotides. RefSeq lists its product as uncharacterized. The record is from RefSeq and is a predicted model, not a curated record. The transcript has a single exon. NCBI's taxonomy places the organism in Eukaryota, Viridiplantae, Streptophyta, Magnoliopsida, Fabales, Fabaceae. Bases 1 to 450 code for a protein of 149 amino acids.